AUGAGUGAAGUUGAUUUGCCAGCUUUAGCCGAGAGCGGAAGGAAUGCCAAUGAAAAGAUCAAGACAGCAGCGCAGGAAGUAAACCUUGCACUCAAAGAGUGCGGGUUUGGCCGCUUCCAUUUGCGGCUAAUACUUGCCGCAUUCUUUGGCCUGGUCUCCGGAAUUGUUCUGGGUAACAGUACACCGUAUGUACUGUCGGAAGCAGAAUGCGAUUUGAACAUGAAUCUUCUGCAGAAGGGUAUUCUGAAUGCUAUGCCUUUUACGGGUAUGCUAACGUCCUGUGUUGUCGCUGGUUUCCUAACAGAUAAUUUGGGAAGGAAAAUCUUUCUUAUCUUCGGCUACGGUGGCACUUUCAUCUUCACUAUAAUUUCAGGCCUCAGUCAAACUUACAAUAUUUUGAUCAUUUCAAAAUUGCUAGAGGGAGCAUUUUUUGCGACAGCUUACAACCCAGUUAUGGCUUUGACAUCAGAGUUCUGUCACGAUGGCGUGAGGGACAGGCUUAUGAUAGUCGCUAAUUCCUUCUUCCCAAUCGGACAGAUUAUAGUAGCACUGGAGUCAUGGGGCAUAUUGAUGCAAAACUGGAAAGUCUCGCUGUUCGAUGGGUUUAUUGUCCUCCACACAUGGAACUACUACUUCUUAAUACUGUCAUUAUGGCCGUGCAUGGCCUGCAUAUCGUACGCUUUAUUACCAGAAAGCCCUAUGUAUUACAUCACUCAACAUCAGUACGAUAAAGCGAAGGAAGUUCUGAUUAAGGUUUACAAGGAAAACACGAAGAAACCGGCCGAUACAUUUAAGUACAAAGACCUAUGGAAAGACAAGAAUAAGCACGCCUUCGAUGAGAAACCUGAAGACCACACGUCAAUUAAACAUCAGCUCACGACUGGCUUACAUAAUAUCAAGCCAAUGUUCAAGAGACCUUUGCUGUGGUUUUUGAUAAUCUUCUGUAUAUUGAACUUCAUUUCUAUGAAACUUUACAGUGUACUGAGAAUGUGGUUCCCUCAGUUGUCAGCGAUAUUUGAACAUUACUCCAGCCAAACGACUGACAUGUGUGUCAUGCUGGACACCUACACGGAGGACGUUAACGGAAUACUUGUCAACAAAGUUGGUAAACGCAACCUCUAUCUCAUAUGUGGGACUAUCUCGAUCGCAUUAACUAUGGCGUUGCGAUGGACGAAUUCAAAGACGGCUAUGGUCUCCUUAUUUUCUUCUGAUGUCGCUGUUUCACAAUUGAUGUCUAGUUUAACUCAGACGAUGGUUCUUGAAUAUUUUCCGACUAGCAUACGAUCGCUAGCCAUGUCAAUUGUUAUGACUGUCGGUAGAACGGGUACCGUAGUAGGUAAUGUCGUUUUCCCGAUUCUUUUGGAUAUGGGAUGUGCUGUACCAUUCUUCGCAUUAGCUGCUAUAGUUGCUGUGACUACAGCAAUGGCGGUGAUGAUUCCAGCUAAGAAGAAAUAA
This is a messenger RNA of Zerene cesonia (dogface butterfly), 1455 nucleotides long. Its product is annotated as synaptic vesicle glycoprotein 2B-like. Gene Ontology annotation, molecular function: transmembrane transporter activity. Lineage: Eukaryota; Metazoa; Arthropoda; Insecta; Lepidoptera; Pieridae. Gene Ontology annotation, biological process: transmembrane transport. The transcript is spliced from 10 exons. Bases 1 to 1455 code for a protein of 484 amino acids. The record is from RefSeq and is a predicted model, not a curated record. Gene Ontology annotation, cellular component: membrane.